Molecule: messenger RNA, 533 nt
Organism: Paramisgurnus dabryanus
Lineage: Eukaryota; Metazoa; Chordata; Actinopteri; Cypriniformes; Cobitidae
Gene: smim36
Product: small integral membrane protein 36
Source: RefSeq, a predicted model, not a curated record
GCGGAGUCAGGGAUGCUGCGUUGCCAUGGGUUUCAUGGAGUUUUACCUGGAGAUUGAUCCAGUCACUCUAAAUCUCAUCAUCCUUAUCGCCAGCUACGUGAUCCUGCUCUUGGUCUUUCUCAUCUCUUGCGUUCUGUACGACUGCCGUGGCAAAGACCCUUCGAAGGAGUAUGUUUCGGAGCCACCGGCCCCAGAGCAACAGUCUCCCAUACGGCUUGUGGUGAUGCAAAACUCCCCGACUUCGUCACGUUAUAAUGAGCAGAAUAACACAACACCCUCCAACUUUGUGCCACUGACCCCUGACAUGCGUGAGAAGAAAAGCACACUGGUGUAAUGAUGGACUUCAUAUGUCCAAAGGAUGUUGGACACAAAUCCAAUGCUCGAAAAGAGAUAAAAUGUCAAUCUAACUUGGAUUGAACCGGAACAUCCAUCUGCAUAGUUCAUUGUGGACAAUUUCAUUAUGGAAAUGGAGUUAUUUUAUCCUCUGGACACAGGAUAGAGCUCAGCAGAAGACGCAUGCCUAAACAGGACAG